AUGGCCCAACGGGCCUUCCCGAAUCCUUACGCCGACUAUGACAAGUCCCUGGCCACAGCUUACUUUGACUCUUCAGGGCGGCGGGGGAGGCAAAAGGCUGAUGGUUUUGAUGCAGGAGAAAAGGCUCAGCCCAUGCACCCAGCACUGAAAUCGGCGACUGUUGGUUUCCCCGUGAAUGUUCCAGGGGGGCUUAUUUUUUACCCUUAUUUCUAUGAUGUAGCACGAUCCCCAGGUGCUUCCUGCUUUUGCUCCGGGCUGUCUGCUAAUGCCAACGGCCUGAUCCAAAACUGGUUCUGCCUCAGUGUCUGUGAGAAGGAGAGGGAGAGGAAACCCAAAGCAGCCUGCAUUGCUUUGCUUUACUUGCACCUAUAUGAUGUGUAUGGAGAGCCUUCCUACCUCCAGGUGGCAGAGGCCUAUGCGAAGAAGAGCUUGAGUUGUCUGACAAGACGCUCCAUCACCUUCUUGUGUGGGGAUGCUGGGCCGUUGGCAGUGGCUGCCGUAGUGUACCACAAAGUACAGGACAAGACACAGUCGGAAUCCUGCAUCACUCGCUUGCUUCAGCUGCAUAAACUUGACCCACAGGCGUCGGAUGAAAUGCUCUAUGGGCGCAUGGGAUACCUCUACGCGCUGCUCUUUGUGAACAAGCAUUUCGGAGAGGAAAAAAUCCCUCAAAACUAUAUUCAAGAGGUCUGUGAUGCGGUCGUGGCGUCCGGGGAAAGCCUGGCCAAAAGGAGGAACUUCGCAAACAAGAGCCCGUUGAUGUAUGAGUGGUACCAGGAGUAUUACGUAGGGGCGGCACAUGGGUUGGCAGGAAUUUAUUACUAUCUUAUGCAGCCCGGCCUCGGCGUGAGCCAAGUGAAGCUGCAUAACACAGUUAAACCCAGCGUGGAUUAUGUCUGCCAGAUGAAGUACCCAUCAGGCAACUACCCCCCUUGUAUCGACGACACCAGAGACCUGCUUGUCCAUUGGUGUCACGGGGCACCUGGUGUGGUCUACAUGCUCACACAGGCCUAUAAGGUGUUUGCUGAGCAGCGGUACCUGAGCGAUGCCCUGCAGUGCACAGACGUGAUCUGGCAGUGGGGCUUGCUGAAGAAAGGUUAUGGGCUGUGCCACGGGACAGCAGGCAACGCGUAUGCCUUCCUGCUGCUGUACAACCUCACUCAGGACACCAAAUACUUGUACAGGGCCUGCAAGUUUGCAGAGUGGUGUUUGAGUUAUGGGCAGCACGGGUGCCGGACUCCAGACACUCCCUUCUCUCUCUUUGAAGGAAUGGCUGGAACAAUAUAUUUUCUUGCUGAUCUCUUGGUACCCACAAAGGCCAAGUUCCCAGCGUUUGAGCUAUAAAACCCUUCCCCGCAGUUCCCUGCCGAAUCCCACUGCACUCCAUAUCCAUUGGACAAGGAGACGAGACUUGCUUGAGUCUCUUUCAAACUUCUCUCUUGUAAACCCCGUUCUGCUGUUCAUGGUUUCAGUUCUUUUCCAUCCUGAACAUUUUUCUAAUGGUCUUUUUGCUUUGUGCCUAUUUUUUUUAAAAAAAUGUGGCUUUUGUUAUUGGUUCCUAACGAUGGGAAAUGUACAGUAUUUUGUUGGCUAUGUAAACUCAGCUUUGCUAUUUGAUGUAUCUGAAUUCCAGGGAGAGAAAAACGUCUGUGGGAUGUAACUUUGUCCUUUGAACGUUGUCAUGAGUAAGAGUGGUAGAAGUUUACAGUAUUAUCUUUGGAAAACAAAAGAGGAAAACUUCUGACUUUUAUUCUCCUAUUGGCAAAACUAAGUUCCUAAUCUUGGAGCUAGACAUUUCUAACAGCUCCUGCUUUCAAACUCCUCUCAAACUUCACACCUUCCUGCUUUUAAAGCAAAGACUGUUUCAUUCUUUGUGUGUUUUGUCAGUGACAGGAAGGCAUCAGCCAUAGCCUAUCGUACAGCUUUGCCCUGUUACGCUAAAUGCUGCAGAAGAACUGCCUCCAGUCACUGAAAGUUUCAGUUAAAAGUUAAGCAACUGGCACAUGUGAUCUUCCCUGUUUAGUUUUAACUUAGAAUUAUACGUAACAUUGCUGCUGUUAGUCAGGUGCACCAGGCCUGUAAACAGAAGUUAUGGGAAAAGACGCCUCCCCCAUUAAGUGUUGUCAGGUAGAUGCUGUUGCGUAGGUAGAUGCUGUUUGCAAAGUCAAUGGGGCAGAUCUUGUUGGCUGUAAAUCGGUAUUAAUCCAUUGAUGGAGCUUCACUGGUUUACACUUCCUGAGGAUCUGUCCCAGUAAACUCGUCCUCGAAUGGACAUGCUCUGGUAAAAGAGCACUCUCCAUUAGCUACCUGCUGGAGGUGCCCUUUUAUUCCUCAGAUUGCCCCACACUGGAAGAAAGGGGGAAAUGAUUUUGACAUUUCAAGGCUGCUUCUCGUGAGUGCCUAGAGACACUAACAGCGUCUACAGAUGGCACCACUCUUAGAAAACCAUCCCCCACUCUCGGAUGAGAGUUGUAACCUCCACCAUGUUCUGAUCAAAUGCCUUUGCUGCGUGCUCUCGCAGACUCACUCAGAAAAGGUUUCAGCAUUGAUUGAUUGGGAAAACUGGAAACACAGUGGAGCUCAUUUGCCGUUCGCCAGGUGUCCCAGUCAAAAUCCUCAAGCUCAUUUGGACUACCUAUGCCACACUGCUUGCUUCUGAGCUUUUAGCACCCUGGUGAAUAACCAGAAACCCAGUGGUCUCCAGGGAGGGGACGCUGACUAAUUGCAUAGCCCUGGGGAAGUGGCUAUAAAAAAAAUGAAGCCAGCUGUAAGUUAACUUGCAUUCGUGCCUGUAGUGACAACUGCAUUGAGACCUCCAGCUUGGGGUUUUUUUUUGGGGGGGGGGUAUGUUAAACAAUUUUAAUUAAAGAAAAAGUUCAUCCAACCUGUUGCGCACAGUAUUCCAGCAGCAGGUGUGCUUCUGUGCUUGUACAUGUAGUACCUGAAAACAGCUGGGGACGUGGUGUACGCUUUAGGUUGGAAAUGGAUUAAUAAAAUGCUGAAAAAAUGA
Molecule: messenger RNA, 3010 nt
Organism: Pelodiscus sinensis (Chinese soft-shelled turtle)
Lineage: Eukaryota; Metazoa; Chordata; Testudines; Trionychidae
Source: RefSeq, a predicted model, not a curated record